GGUCACAUGAUUCUUUCAGCUACUGGGUUGAUGAGAAAUCUCCUGUGGGACCAGACCAAGCCACAGCCAUCAAACGUUUGGCCAGAAUUUCUUUGGUUAAAAAGAUCAUGAAGAAAUGGUCGGUGACUCAAAAUCUGACUUUCAAAGAGCAGUUGGAAGGUGGGAUCCGCUACUUUGAUCUUCGUGUGUCUUCCAAACCUGGGGAAAUAGGACAAGAGACUUACUUCAUACAUGGCUUGUUUGGCAUCAAAGUAUGGGAUGGGCUGAAGGAGAUCAACACCUUUCUUGAGCAGCAUCCCAAGGAAGUAAUCUUCUUGGAUUUCAAUCACUUCUACGCCAUGGAUGACAGCCAUCACUUCUUCUUGAUCAACAGGAUCCGUUCAGCAUUUGGAUCCAAACUUUGUUGCGUUGAAUGUGUAGAAUAUGUGACAUUACAGUACAUGUGGGAGAAGAAACACCAGGUUCUCAUAUUCUACCACUACCCUUUGUAUCGGGAGUUCCCCUUCCUGUGGCCAGGGAAUAAGAUGCCGGCACCGUGGGCCAAUACAACCAACGUGCACAAACUGUUACAGUUCCUGGAGACCACUCUUGAGGAGCGAAGUCGUUAUGGGACUUUUCAUGUUUCUCAAGCAAUUCUCACACCUCGAGUGAAAACGAUUGCACGGCAUCUAAUUCGUGGUUUGAAGAACACUCUUGUUCAUAGAUCGUUGCCAUCAUUAAAAAUAAAGAAUUUUGAAAAGAAUAAUGUAAGGGUAAGCACGCUUCCUGCCUGUUUGGCUAAAAGUGGCCGGAACCGUAACAGUCCUGGCGGGAUCUGUUCUCCUGGGUCGGUGUCGCUCACGGUUCACCUGGCCAGAACGGUGUUAGGUUCUACAUUACACUCGUGCAGGUGGUCAGAACUGGUCCGGUUUGACCAGCAACUCGGCUUAACAUUAAGAGCGAG
Messenger RNA from Eurypyga helias (sunbittern), 943 nucleotides. It is a transcript of the gene PLCXD2, whose product is annotated as phosphatidylinositol-specific phospholipase C, X domain containing 2. Gene Ontology annotation, biological process: lipid metabolic process. The transcript is spliced from 4 exons. Gene Ontology annotation, molecular function: phosphoric diester hydrolase activity. The annotation marks the transcript as partial. The record is from RefSeq and is a predicted model, not a curated record. NCBI's taxonomy places the organism in Eukaryota, Metazoa, Chordata, Aves, Eurypygiformes, Eurypygidae.